This is a messenger RNA of Oxyura jamaicensis (ruddy duck), 2416 nucleotides long. It is a transcript of the gene TCERG1L, whose product is annotated as transcription elongation regulator 1 like. The record is from RefSeq and is a predicted model, not a curated record. The annotation marks the transcript as partial. The transcript is spliced from 13 exons. Gene Ontology annotation, cellular component: nucleus. Lineage: Eukaryota; Metazoa; Chordata; Aves; Anseriformes; Anatidae. Gene Ontology annotation, molecular function: RNA polymerase binding; transcription coregulator activity.
CAUUCCUUUGAAAAGCUCUUGCACAACUUAUGGUGGAUAUUUGGAGGUCAUUCUCCAGUCAUAGGAUUUUCACCGUCUUCAGGUGUGGAAUUUGUUCCUCUCUUCCCACCUGUGUACACAUCUACGGUUCCGCCUCAUGCUGGGAAAAACUGGAUCGAUAAAAGGCUGCCGAACUGCAAAAUAUACUUAAAUAAUGCAUUUGCUCUGGAUUCAGCAUGGAUACAUCCUGAGGAAUCAAGACUCUUCCAGGGAAAUGAGAAGCCUCUAUUAAUGACAAAUCAAGUAGCUAUGGCUAUAGCCAGGCCAGCUACUGCCUCCAGGCCUCUUCCCACAGUGGUGUUGGCACCUCAGCUGAUACCAGGUGGUUGCCAGAAUAGCCUUAAACCGGUCAGCAGCAAUCAAACCCUCGCGUUGGCCGCAGCAGCCACUGCGGCGAUGAUGUCGGUGGAGUCUGAAGCCCCUCAAGGACCUUCACCCCCGAGCAUCCAACCCUGCCAUGUGCUGACCUUCUCACCUAUCAAAAUUCCACUGCUGACUUCGCCUUUUCCAGGUUCUGCCUCCAGAGUGGAUGCUCAUGUGGGUCCUUUGCUGCCAGCGCAAGUCGCCAGGGUAACUGCUGUGUCUGCACCAGCUGUGACGUUCGUGACAACCAACCUGAUGGAGCAGGCGUUAACAGAUAAUGGGAAGGAAUCCAGCCGGCCCUCCUGCCCACCCACCUUGAUUUUGCACGCCGACAGGAAAAGCGCGCCCGUGGAGAGGGAUGGCGAUAAGGAUCAUUCUUUUAAACUAGUAAAUGAGGAUGACAGUUCUUCAAAUGGCAACAAGCCCGUGGCAUCCACUCCAGUGCCAGGAUCACCAUGGUGUGUAGUCUGGACUGGAGAUGACCGGGUCUUCUUCUUCAACCCUACAAUGCAGCUAUCGGUGUGGGAGAAGCCGGUGGACUUGAAGCACCGUGGCGACAUAAACAGGAUCAUCGAGGAUCCGCCGCACAAGCGCAAGCUGGAGGCCGCAGCAACAGAUAAAAGUGUUAGCUCUUGUCCAGGAGAUGAAAAUGAUGAUCUUAGCAUCAAAAUAAAGAGAAAUAAAACAGAAGAUUCCCAAGCCGCUGACCAGGGGGAGGCAGAAACGGAGGAGAAAAAAGCGAAGACAUCAGGACAUCAGGUCACGCCUCCCCUCGAGGAGCGCAUCACGCAUUUCCGAGAUAUGCUGCUGGAGAGAGGGGUUUCAGCAUUUUCUACAUGGGAGAAAGAGUUGCACAAAAUAGUAUUCGAUCCACGGUACCUUCUGCUAAAUUCAGAAGAACGUAAACAGAUAUUUGAACAGUUUGUCAAGACGAGGAUAAGAGAAGAGUACAAAGAAAAGAAAAAUAAAUUGUUGUUAGCCAAAGAAGAAUUUAAAAAACUCCUCGAAGAAUCCAAGUUAUCACCAAGAACAACAUUUAAGGAAUUUGCAGAGAAGUACGGAAGAGAUCAGCGGUUUCGGCUUGUUCAAAAGAAGAAGGACCAAGAGCAUUUUUUCAAUCAAUUCAUACUUAUUCUUAAAAAGAGGGACAAAGAAAACAGGAUAAGGCUACGGAAAAUGAGAUAAAAGCUCUUGAAACUGGCAAUAAACACAGAAGUUAAUGCUGUGACUGCAGUUAGAAAAUAAAAUGAACGCUAAAGCAAAGGUUAAACUUGCAACAGCUUAACGAAGAAGUGGAUAUCCCUGGGAAGAACUUUAACGAAGUUUGUUGAACGUACGUAGAAGUUGUGAAGGCUGUUCUGCAGGAGUCUGAAGGAUAUUUUGUUCUCAAAGAAUUAAUGUUUCAUAUUGAAGCUCUCUUUUGUACAACAUCCAGAGUUUGAUGCAUUUCUAAUUGCCAUGAUAUGUCAAUCCCUUAAUUGUUUUAAUUAUGCAAAUUACUUGUAAUAUACACAAAUUAUGAAUCCAGUGCAGAUUUGUAAUUAAGCAGAAGCAGAUGCCAUCCAUAACAACCUCAAGAUAUUUUCAUCAUUUAGGGGAAUUAUCUAUCGCAAUCUUUGGCAACUUUACGCAUUAUCAUAAAUUGUUUAGCAGUACAGUGGUAUGCAGGGAUUCGUUACCCGCUGUUCACACGUCUAUGUCCAGUUCUCUGAGUAGUAGUAAUAAGAUAUUAAUUGUUAAUCUUAGUGAAGAGUGUGAAAAUCUUGGCAUAUGUUCCAUAGGAAAACGCUAAGUUUCAGAACUAGCUCUCUAAUUACUGUGAAUGGUGCUCUCAGGCACACAAGUGAUAGCAACACUUCUCCGUCAGUUCCUAUAAAGAAGUAUUUUGUAAAAGCAUCGCAGUAUGAGUUGAAUUAUGUUCCUGUAUGUGGAAAGUCUGCAUGAGAUUUUUCUCAUCAUCUUUGUAUGAAUAAAUAUUUAACUUUUUUAAUUAAUAAUAAAUAUUUUAAGCCAA